This is a messenger RNA of Trematosphaeria pertusa, 1563 nucleotides long. RefSeq lists its product as uncharacterized. The record is from RefSeq and is a predicted model, not a curated record. The transcript is spliced from 2 exons. NCBI's taxonomy places the organism in Eukaryota, Fungi, Ascomycota, Dothideomycetes, Pleosporales, Trematosphaeriaceae. The coding region runs from base 1 to 1563 and encodes 520 amino acids.
AUGUCGGGUACAGAGAACACGGCAUCUCCGCGCGCCCCUAGGGGCGCAAAGCACCAGCACUCGAGGAGCGCAAACCCGACGCCGUCAAACGACACCGGGAACAAGCCUCAGAGACGGCCAAAGGGCAAUCGCGCGCACAAUACCUAUAACGCGGCGCCACAGAACAAUGCCACGCAUGUCGCCGCCAGCCAACCGGCGAAAGCCCAAGACGCCGCCUUCCCGGACAGCGCUGUCGUCUCGAGUGAAGAGGUAGCCAUCCCGGCGGGGCCGCGAGGCGCAAAGAAACAUACGCGGUCGCAGCCCUCUGGCGGUCCGGUCUUCACUCCUACUGCAAUCCCGGCCUCUUCUUUGACCGAUUCCGAGCUGGGCCAGAACAACGCUGCUGCAACCCCGGCAAAAGUACAAGCAGCGUAUGCCGGGCCAACUUUCCACGCCUCCCCAGCGCCGUCUGCUCUCCCAAUUCCCAAGUUUCUCUCAAAGUCAGUUCCGGCGAAGGCUCGAUCUGGACCGCCAACCCCGCCUCCAGAAGAAGGCUCUGAGUCUUCACCGUCCCCGUCCCCGUCCCCGUCGCCUUCUCGUGCCCCGAUUCCAGUCCCUCCUCGUCAUGAAGACUCUCCUUUAGACAUGCUCUUUAGGGCAGAUAGGGCAGAGAAAGCCAGGAACACUAAUUGCAGUCCAGUUUCGGCCUCAUUUUCUUCUCCAAAUCAGCCUCUGGUUAAUGGCAGGCCCCACCACGCGAAGCAGGACUCGUAUAGCUCGCUCAAUGCCCCGUUUCCUAUCGAACUUGACGGUGAAAGCAAGAGCACACAUCCGUCUCCUCCGGCAGCAUCUCCUGGCGCCCACCGUUCUGUCACUGCGCCCUCCAAAAUCCCGCAGGUUGGCGACUCGGCCAAACCGAACGAUGACUCUGGCGCCAUUCAAGAUCUCCUCAAUAGGCUCUCCAUGUCCCAGAAGAAGCCGACAACCUCUACGCCGCCGAGGACUGUCGACCAUAUGCCCUCCGAUCCUUCCUUGCGGCAACACACUCCCCCGUUCCACGACGGCAGGUCUUCCUAUCGUAGCACUUCCGGGCCUACUACCCCGGCGCCAACUUCCCAGGAGGCACCUGAUUUCUUCUAUGGCAACCGAAAUCUAUCGCCCCUCUUCAAGGCCGCAAAGACGGAAACAAACAAGCGCAAUUCUGGUCUACGCAUGGAGAUCACCGCAGACUCGCCGUUGAUGGCGCAGGGAGGCUUUCCUCCGAUGCCUCCGCCCACGAAUAUCGAUACCAACGCGGCUAACCAUAAGGCAAGGACGCCUGGGCGACGUUCAUAUCAUCCUCGUCCGGACUCUUACCCCCAUGCCAAGAAGAACGCAGAGACAAACGGAACUACGAGCGGGGCGCCUAUUUCAAUGCCCAAGUCGAGCACGAGCUCUACCUUUUCUUUCGUUCCCUCCUCUGUACGGGCGAAGCCAUCGUCGACUCCUCCCAGGACAUCAGCAUCAGACCCCUUGGCGUUGGAGCAGGAUUUGAAGCGCAUGCUUAACCUCAAGACUAAUGGGGAUACGAACGGCGUCCGGUAA